CAAACGUGAGUGAAAAUUUUGAAGUGAAUCGACAAGGUGUUUGUUUUGUGGUAGUUUUACAAUUUUAACGAAAUUAGGUAAAUUGUGACUUUAAAUAAUUAAAAGUGCUUAACAUUGUGCAAAUUUUAAGACGAAACUUAGCAAUUUCAGUUAUAUUUUCCAUAUAAAUUCGCGAACGCAAGAAAAAAAUUGAAAUGUCUGACAAACCAAAGCGUCCUCUUUCCGCAUAUAUGUUGUGGCUCAACAAUGCACGCGAGCAGAUUAAGCGCGAAAAUCCAGGCAUUAAAGUAACCGAAGUGGCGAAAAAAGGUGGAGAGUUAUGGCGUUCAAUGAAGGACAAGUCGGAAUGGGAAGCAAAUGCAGCUAAAGCCAAGGAAGAUUAUGAUGAAGCGGUGAGAGAAUUUGAGGUCAAUGGAGGCAGCUGCCGAAUUUAUAUUCAUACUAGCAAACCCGGCCCGCUUCGCUGGGCACACUAAAAUAGAAUAGAUAUG
Messenger RNA from Anastrepha ludens (Mexican fruit fly), 491 nucleotides. RefSeq names its product high mobility group protein D-like. The coding region runs from base 195 to 476 and encodes 93 amino acids. The transcript has a single exon. Lineage: Eukaryota; Metazoa; Arthropoda; Insecta; Diptera; Tephritidae. The record is from RefSeq and is a predicted model, not a curated record. Gene Ontology annotation, molecular function: transcription cis-regulatory region binding.